This is a messenger RNA of Pelobates cultripes (western spadefoot toad), 25292 nucleotides long. NCBI's taxonomy places the organism in Eukaryota, Metazoa, Chordata, Amphibia, Anura, Pelobatidae. The record is from the annotation of a GenBank genome assembly.
CUGGCUGGCUGAUCUCACACACACAGUCUGGGUGUUCCCUGCUAAAAGACACAAAAAGAAAGCAGCCCCAGGUCUAAUUGGUUGUAAAGUUUGACUGUGACCAGGGAUUGGUUGGCAGGCUUUUACUGGGAGUUUCAGCCCACGGUUAAAGCUUCAUGAAUCAGGAUUUUCUCCAGCAGCUCUGCUGUGGAAGUGUUACAAGUUAGGUAAGAAGUGUUUGCUAUUGAAACCUGCGAGAUGGAAGUCAGUGCUGGAAUUCAGAAGGUGAGUGAACCUGGGACAUGUUUGGGGCCGUUACUAAAGGUUUGUAAUUUCUACACAAUGGGGGAAAAAAGACAUUUGGUGUUAAUCUGAUGCUGGGAUUAUAUUUAUAUAUUCAAUGCAAACAUUUAGAACCCAAGACAGACUUUUAAGCAGAAUUCUUUUUAUUUUUGCACAAACAGAAUAACUAACUGAAAGAUAGUUAUGGGUUGUACUUUUUCUAUUUUUACAUAUAUAGUGUAUAUCUCACUGUCCUGGCAUAGUCAGGGCACACCAUGCAAAUUAAUUUAACCCCUGAACCGCUGCACACAAUGCAUACGACACUGUGAAGGGAAUGUCCAAGUGAGCAUGCUCUUAUAUGUUAUGUCUAGUGCACAUGAGCACAUCUGGAGCAUUAUAGGGUAACAAUGUCACCCCAGGCACAUACGUCAAUAGGGUUAGGGAGCAAAGAACUACCACUUAGAAGUGUGAUUCCUAAAUAUUUGCAAACAGGUUUGUUCACAAACAUGGGAAUUAACCAGGAAUUUGCAAAAUUUCAACAAAGAUAGCCAUAUUGAUGGGAGAAAAAAAUUAAUUUCCACUAAUUCCGCUGUUUAGUAAUUUUGCUUUAUAAUGUUCAGUUCCCCUAGUAAAUUCUCCACAAUUACCAUUUAGUAAAUAACCCUGGAACAGUUUUACCAGAUGGGAAAUUAAUUUUUCUUCUCCAUCUUUCAUCAACCAAUAUAAGCACUUAAUACAGUGAUAAACGGAAGGACCCCUAAAACAAACACUUUCUCCUUCCAAUACUCCCUUAUUCUAAAACCUACAUUUGCACCGGUCCAGAGUACAAUGUCUGAGAUACAGUCCUAUCCCCGGAAAUACUUCUAUGCAAUGAACUAGUUUUCUGAUCUGCUCUGUGCUAUGUCCCACAGCUGGUACCUGAGAUAUGUUCAACAGGUAGCCCUUCAGCUUUUGAAUAACUAUAACCCAUAUGAUGCUUUGAAAGGCAUUAGGCUUGAAACGCCGUAUGGGAGUUGUGCUUCUAAAAAUGCAGAGUAGGCUGCCUCAGUCACUCCUGCUCUAGGGAAGGUUUUCCUGAUUUUGAUAGUUUAUUAGUGUACAAUGGUGACAAAUUAGAUGUUAACACCCUGCAUGCUAAAGGGUUUAGCAUCUUUAUCGAAAACUCUGGAUUUCAGGGUAGAGGGCACAUUAUCUAGAAGGCACAGCUAGGACAGAAGACACAGCUAGAAGCUUAUCCUUAACCACUUCAGAGAUAGGCUCAGGCAAAUGGCAAGUUAUUUUGAUAGUAAAGAUAGGUUAUCAGUCCUUAAGGGGUUACUUGUCUAGAUCUAAACUCUGAAUUGCAGAGAAUUGACAAGUAAAUUGCAAAUACCAGGGCAAAAUACAUCAGAUGUAGGAAUUUUUCAUUUCAGCUAUUUUUCGCAAAUAGUUUGCCAUUUUUUGUCAAUUCUCCUUAAUUCACAGUUUAGUAAAUAAUGCCAUUGCAUGAUGAAAGCCAAGCCUCUUACAAAUCACAUGUGAAAUCUCUGCUUAAACGGAGAUGACUCAUUAACCGAUAUCUUUACAUUCUAUGGCGUGAGAUUCUCUGUGAGGAAUGGUAUUCGAAACAUUUGAUCAAAGUUGCCAAGCAGCUACAGAGAAUCCUAGUGAAAUGCUCUUUAACCCCUUAAGGACACAUGACAUGUGUGACAUGUCAUGAUUCCCUUUUAUUGGUCCUUAAGGGAUUAAAGUUCAAUGUCAAAAUCCGCUCUUCCUGUAAAAAUUCCCAGGUACAGCAACUAAUGCAACAGCUACUACACUGUCACACAAAGGGAAAACAUUUACCAUCAAUAAAGGCCCUGCUAGUAUAAAUAACUGCUAACACCUGCUUCUAGGAGACACAGAAAAUGUUUUAUCAGAAAAUCCUGCUAAGUACAAGGAAGGCGGCUUUGUGUUCAUUACCUCUGGGUUUACAUUCCUGUGGUAAAUAUGCAGAAGAACUAGAUCCGUGCAUGAACUGGGCGGAUAUGUGGGAUUAGAGUUAGGAACAGGUAACCACACCUGUCUGUUAGUUUAUCUCCCACAGCUAUUCCGCUACACUGCAACCACACCAGGGUGCACCCAGCCCGAUUUCAAAGAUGUAUAGUGGGGUACUGGAAGAACAACAGGACUGGUCUAGCUGAUGCGGCAGAAAUAGCAGGAUCAGCUGCAACUGUACUCUCUGCAAUUUCACUUGUACUAUAAUGUAAAAAACUGACUUCCAUCACUCAUAGGACAUGUGUAUCUUGGUACAAUACUCCGAAACUUGGUGCUGUAUAAAAUGUGACAUAUUUUGACAUUUACAAUAUCUUGUCGUACCCUGUAUCACAGUUUUAGAGUCAUAGGGUGAUGCCAUGCAGUGAAAUAAUGAUGUUAUCUCCUUUAAUAUCUGUGACUGUGUAGGUCAGGGGUAGGCAAGCUGUGUUACUGUGGAUUCCAUCUCCGCUAAUGCUUUGCCAGUAAUAUAGCUGUAAGAGCAUUAUGGGAGAUAUAGUCCACAACAACUGGAGUGUUGAAGGUUGCCUACCCCAAGUCUACUUCACCACGGCAAACUGUUCUUUAAGGGGCCUAUUCCAAUUUGGAAUAACCUCAUUAAUUAUUAACUACAGGGAGUCAUAAAGUCAGCAAAGGUAAAUAAACAAAGUGUUCCAUGGUACUGUAUACAGCAUUCAGAGACUAAACUGCGAUGUCCACAAAUGUGAAUAUUUGUUCCAUUAGGGAUUUAAAUAUGAGGCAGAUCAUGUUUUACAAUAUACUGCAAUUCUACAGUUUGACGGUAUUUAGCAUAUAUUAUAUAAUAUCGUUUUGUAGUAUGUAAACAAAACUAUUGUUUAAGAAACUAUAAAGUUAUUAGAUGUGGGAAUGUUCCCUGGGUGAUAUGUAUAUAUUUACAAAAUAAACAACAGAACAUUUUCUAAGGAUAUGUGUUCUUUUUUCUUUCUUUUGUUUUGAUCACUUAUGAAAUGUUAGUGACUUCAUUGGGGAAUUCCACAGCAGCUGAAGAUGUACAUUUUCAGGCAUGUUUCUCAGUUAUGCAUCAAUCUCAGCAAUGCAGCAAAACUAAAAAGGGGGAUAAUGUGAUUCAUUUCCAUAGAAAGUUACGUCUUCAUUCAGGAAAAGGGCAGACCUGAAAUUCUGAGCAGUUCGACCCACCCUCCCGGAUUAUUGUCAUGCCAUUGAUUCCAGAUGUAGACCCACAAUCUAAAUUCUAAUUUCCUUCCUCGUUAACCCCUUAGGGAUCAAUAAUGGAACAAUCCCUUUAUGAAACUGCAAUGCCCCGCUCGUAGCAAGAUAGCAUGUAUGACAACAGCUUCUAACACAUACAAGACUAUUUACUAAAGCGAAAAUUGUCUGGAAUUCAAAGGGAAUUUAAAAUAUAUCCAAAGUACCCAAACUUGCAGCGAUAAAUAUCUAUUAAAGCAUUACAUAUCUUCAGAUUUUAAGGGGUUAAGAGGACUACUCUAGCUCUCAGAUUUACAGUACUGAAGCCAUGUUUACUAAGAAAUGAUAUGAGACUAUAUAUUUAUAUAUCGUGUAUAUGUAUGUAUAAAACAUAGCCUCACAUUAAAAACUAUUGAUACCCGCAUGCAUAUAUACAUAUCCACACGUAUACACGCAAUUCAGGCACUUUCUUUUGUUGAGCUGUAAAAAUAUCUACCUCUCUGUUACAUGACUCAACCAUAGGUUUUACUUUUAACCCUUUCAGUACCGGAGACAUGAGUAAACACUAGCCUCCCGCAAAAGCAGUGCAUUGCAGAUCAACACACAGAAGGGGCCAGCAAAGGGUUAAAGUACGUUUAGGUUGGACUUGAGAUAUGUGUAAAGCUAUGAUAAACAUAAGAUAAGAUCAAAUAGACUCUGGUAUUUUUAUCUGCUGUUAUUUUCCAUGCUUCUCUUAACUUUAAUUCCAUGGGUUUGUGUUUUUGAUUGUUUUUUGCACAGAAAUUUUUUUUUUUUUUAUCAGUAAUGCCAGUGCUUUACAACAGGGGAGCUUCCCACACAUGCCUAUCUUAUAGCACAAGAUGUUAUGUUGGGGAAAAAUAAAAUAAAAUAUAUAUAUAGAGAGAGAGAGAGAGAGAAAUAUAUAUAUAUAGGUAUAUACACACCAAAAAAGGUAUGGUGGGGAAAAAUUGUGAUUGAAACCCCUUUCACCUGAAGUCUGUGGAUAGUUAAUACAAUGUUAAACAAAAAUCUGCACACCAGUCAAACCAUAAGACUUGCUUUUCCCACAGAAAUCACAAAUCUGCAGUGAUGUUAAUGCCGCAAAGGAUUCUGGGUGGGCAUAUACAAAUUAGUUUAACAAAGAAUCAAAUUUUUGCCUCAAACUGUAAACAACCCUGUAUGUAAAUUGAGAGCCAUUGCAACAGUAUGGCUGCUAUCAGUUUAUUAAGCUGUUCCAAUCAGUGAACAUGAUACUGAUGGAUAAAAUACCUGUACCAUAAAUUCCUGCUGGAUAGGGGUUCAUGGUACAUGAUCAGACAAAUCUCUGAUUGGUGGAUCCAUUUCCUGGUGAGGGAGGAGUCUGCAAUUUGUAGUUGCAGACCGCCAAUUUCAGCUCUGCAGGUACAGAUGUUUGAGGUAAUACAUUUCAUUUUUUUUAAUUUCAUUUUUUUAUACUUUAUUGAAAUUAUCUAUAAAAACCAGGGGACUCAUUUUUGACAAUAGUUUUCCUUUAACCAUCUACAACACGUACGAGACUAGUGCUGGGACAAUUUAUACCUAUUAGCACCACAAAUGCUGGGUUAAUAAUAACAUUACACCUAAUAAGCUCUCACUAACUUACAUACAUACACACACACAAAGCUCAGCAAUACAUACACAAUUGCAUAUAUUUAGUCUUCAGUAACACACACAAUUAUAUACAAUAUAAAAUGCACGUACUCUCUGUGCUCUCAAAAACAGACAAAACAGUACUCACACAUAAUAUAAGCACACACUAAGCUGGCACAGACUAGUUAUAACAAUAAUUUGGCAGAUGAUGCAAAGUCAAACACUCAGCAGCAGGACUGGACUGUAGAUGAAAAACAGCCCUGGAAAUAAUUCCUUAAAAACAGGUUCUCUGCCUAAUUUUCAAGAGUGCUAGCCUGGGGGGGGGGGGUGAGAAUUGAUAGCAGGUGUCCGUAUGUCAAUUUGUGUAUUGCCCUGUAUGCAAUUUGGUGUGUUUUUAUUGAUACAAACUAAUUCAUAGUCCUGCAUUAUGAUGUGAGUUUUAUGGUUAGUAUUUUGCUGAAACGACCAGGAAUUAUACUUUGUUUAGUCCUAUAACAUUCAAUCCAUUUCACAGCCCCACACACUGUGAGCGUAGGUCAGAGUAUGAAAGAUCAGAAGUGCCACUGUGUCAGAAUUGGGAAGCCUACAUUGUACAAAGUCUGCAUGUUGUGAAAGGCAAACAGCGGAUUCAUUAAAUCUAAAAUUGUUUCGAAUUCACCAGAAAAUUGCAAACUUUAGGUCAAAGCACCUGAGAUGGAAAAUAACUUUGACUUAGAAUCUUUCCAAUUUCUUUUUUUAACAAAAAAAAAAGGGCAAUUCUCUAGUUUACAUUAUUUAUCUGUUUAGUGAAUAAUGCUGAGUAUGUGGAUGCAUUGAAAGAACCUAAACGUCACACUUGAGAAGUCUGACCAACUUUGAUGCAUAUUGCAUGCCAGUGAUGCGCCAGUGACUCACUAGUGAUGCAAGAGUGAUGUCAGUCUGUCACACGUACAGAUUGAAAUAGAAGCUUGACAGGCAGAGAAGUGAAGUAGCAGUUCUCUCACAUGGACAUAAAUGUCGCAAAAUACAGAAUAAAAGAUUAAUAACCCCCAAUUAAAUGAAUAAAUCCUUUAGUAAGGCUGUAUUGCAUUUAGUGAGUAUAGGUUCCAAUGUGCCUUGUAGAACCCCCACUCUUACUUACAUAUGCUUGCUAGUAUAUUGUUCAUGACCAAUCAGGGUUUUCUCGCUACUUUGGAUAGCCCUGGCACCAACAGAAAAGAGCACUAAAUGUGAUAUUAGUGACAUUAGUGCCACACUGCCCUACAGAGGUCAAAGUAUAUUGGAAAGGAGCCAUGCCAAAGGUUGAGAUUUGCUGUAAACAGACUGCAUUAUAUCAGUCUCCAAUAAAUCAUCGCUCUAUGAAGUCAGAGUCUCUUGAUGCAGCUGUCCUUGUUUGUGACACAUAUUUACCUUUGAUCUCUUGAGCUACUGUUUAUUUUUAAAGGGCCUUUGCCACUUCAGAAAGAGAUCAGCGUUAAGCCCUAAGCUGCUGUGUGUUUCAGGGAUGUGAUGACAGAGCCAUCACUCAGAGCAGUCAACACAUCGUCACUCUCUGCUCUGGGACCACCAGUAGUCUCCACAGUUAAAACAAACAAAAAAGUAUAAGUGUCUCAUAGCAACAUAAAAAAUGUCAGCAUUGAUAUCUUAGAUUACCUCUUAUGUGUGAUCUAGUAACAAUUUCUCCUUGGCAUGAUUAAGACACUGUAUACAGUAAGAUUUUCCAAAUAUCAAACUAUAUCAAUGGUGGUGGCAAUGGCUGCCCCAGAGUUUGCAAAGUUACAUGAUAUUAUGUGUUGUCCUUGAUAAUCGUAGGAGAAACAUAAGGCACUCUUAGGUAGAGGUCUAUGGCCCAGUGGUUAGACAGGGGCCUCAGUACCAUGAAUCUGAUUGCCCCCAAUCCACCAUCCCCAGGAGAAAAAUGAAGUGUGUGGUGGGGAGGAGGGGUAAUCAUUACCUUGCCUAAGGGAUCUUAAUCCGUCGCUGUCCAUGAGGACUGAAAUCCUAUUUGAGUAUUAUGAAUUCUUAAACAGUCAGACCACUAGCACCACUAACACAAAUGACUACUGUGCUACAUUCUACUAUAUACGAGUCAAACAGGUUUAAAACUGGUCUUCUCAAUCACUUGGUUUGCUAGGCCAGAUGUUGAUGCCCCAAUUGCGGACUUUGAGCACAUAUAACACACACUGAGCUCUGCUGGCUGUAGGAUUACUGCUGCUGCAUAUCCCAUUAUACACUACCAGUCUCAGAAUGAGUAUGUGUAAUGUGAUUUGUUGUCCAAAAACAGCUGGAGUAGAAAGGAUUAACGUUGUGUUAAAAGCUAGGUUUCUUUAUGAUAAAAAAAACACAGACAUUUGGUCUCAUUCCGGCACUCGGCGAGUCUCAGCAGCAAUUCGUAACUCAACUGGAAAAUGGUUUAGUGAAAAACAUCUUAAAAAUAGUGUUUACAUGAAUCAGAUCCUCUUAAGAAAAACUAAAGAAAACAAGUUCUUUAUAAAUUAUAUAUGUAGCAUUGAGAAAUGCACCAAAGCAGCCAUAGAUAAUCUUGUUAUAAUGACAUUAAGGCCGGAACUGCAAUUGCAAAAUACCAACUUUGGUGCUUUCCAUAUUUCCUUUUCAAUUCCUAAACAAUUUCCUAGUUAAUUUAUGAAUUGUUCUAAUACAAUAAUUAUUAUCUAAGUUUUUUAUAGCCAAACAAACUGAUUUCAACAACCUUAAGUAGUACAGCAGUUUUUUAUAUCAAGUACAUAAAGAUAAACUAGAUAGAGAUUUAUUCUAGAGAGACAGAUAUGUUCAUGAUCCCUCAUUCAAUUUGCAAUGCUAAAUAUAGGGUGUUUUAUUCACAUAUAAAGUAACACGUUUAAUGCAAAAUUUUAAAUAUGGAGCAAUCAUCAGAAAUGUUACUAUUGAUGCUGAACAAAACUCCAUCCUCCUAUGUCCAAUGGAUAUAUAACCUUCCAUAUUCUAGCUGUCAAAUACUGUGUUAACCAAGUUACUCUGAUUAACCACAAUGUGUAUAGUCUAAACAUUGAUAAAUAGCAAGUGACUAUGUACAAGACAAAAUCUGUAUAAUCGUGAUAGAAUUACUACUGUUAGGGGGCUUAAAGUUAUAGGAUGCCUUCCUUCAAGGUACUGUGAACUGCAAAUCCCAUCACAUUCAUCCAGACAUCACUCUUUGUCUGACUGAGGAUCAUGGAUGUUGCAGUAAACAGCAUUUUGAAGGAAGAGACUUUUAAGCCUUAUUCCUGAAUCUAUGAUCACCGACCUGAAGCCUCCUAACACGAAAAGACCCUAACCAUAAAUUUUCCCCUAACCCUUACAUUAGCAUAACAGUCUUAUGAAUGAAGUGCCUUUUCAGAGAUGCUCUAAUGAUGUUCAGCAUGUAAAAUGCUUAGUUUCUAUAGUUACACUGUGAUGCAUAGCCUUAGUGUCAAACCAUCCUGUACGAUGAGAGAAUUUAGGGUUAGUGAGUUCCUAGGGUGACUCUUUGAUGUUAUGAUCCCAUAGUCGGUACAACGUUGCUCUACUAAAUAACAAUAUUCAGCUCAGUAUUUUCAUAACAUAUUGAACAUAUAUGUCUCUAGGGAAAGAGUGACCUAAAAGAACCAAACGACAAACUCUUUUAGAACUUCAAGUCCCAUGAUGCUUUGCCAUUCUUCAUCCCUCUUGCAUGUUAUCCCUCACUUUACAAACAUGAAGCAUUGCUGACAUCUUUUUGCUCUGCCCCUGUACCAGCCAGCAAUAUAUGAUUGUGUACGGCCAUUUAUCACUGGCCCCCACUCCCAGAAUUUUCCACUGUCGAAGAGAUUAGGAGUUUUGUGACAAGAUAGGAACUCACUAAAAAAAUAUGAUCCAGAAUUUUUAUAUACAAAUAAAAGAAGAGUGUAAUUUUGGGGGGGAAUUGGUGAAGAGUCUUGUAAGGACUCCUAGAGUCUGCUAGGGACUAUUUCUGUCUGUUGUGACAGAGGUGACGGGCUCAAGGAAUGCAUGUGACAGAACAAAUCUCAGCUGAACAGUGUGGGCCCCAAGGGAGAUUAAGCUGUUCUGUAUAAGCUUCCAGCGGCCUCCGCUCAAGUGAACUCCCACAGUCCUGGGAUACCUUCCACAAAACACAAUCUGCUCUGACAAUAGCACGUUGGCUCCCCUGGGAGACAGGUGAAGUGGAUUAGCGCAUACCUAACGUGUUAAAUCUUUGUAUAACUUAAUUUUAAAAUAGAUUGGCACUCACGUGGUGACGUUGGUACAGCCGAGGAGAGGAAUAUUUCAGCUGCCCUUAAUUGCAGACACUGCUUGUGUUCAAUUUCAAUUAUUUGUUUUUAUUUUCACCAAGUUACAAAUCAGUCUGAAAGAGCUUAUGAUUUGAAUGGUCCUAUCUCAUAAAAAUGCUAUGAUUAAUUUAAAAAAAAAUUAAAAUAAAGAGCACUACAAGUUGCAAUUGUUUAUACUAUAUAUAGAUAAUGCAUAAAAAUAUGCAAAACAAUAAAUUUAAAAAAUGUAUGAAAAGAUGCUCACAUCUCAGGUUCCUGUUUUUGCUACAAAACAGACCUUGUAUCUUCUUCAGUGAGCUAUGGCCACACCAAAAAUGCACUUCACUAUAUCACUAUGACAGUGCUGAGCAACUGAAAGGCAAGCUAUCGGAGACCAUGUCCAUUCUAGGUGUUGUCUCUUUCCACCAAAGUAAAAAGGUAAUUUAUACUUGGACCUCUUCUUCAAUAACCCCUCACUGACAAGGCAGAGAGCACCUGACUGACUGCCCCUAUGAAUGGGACUAGUCAAUGUAUACACUUUGGAUAUGCAUUCUGAAAUCCUCUUCUAGAUAUAUUUGUCCUGAUUCCGGCUCUCUACCUAAACAAUGUGUCCAUCCGAUAGCACAGAAUAGACUGAAUUUGGGUGCCUUCUUUUCCAGAUGUCUUUGGGACAGCAGACUACGGGAAGAGGUGCUCCAUGUAUGAGGUGCAAGGGGAAUUGUCAAGGAUAUAAGCCUCAUUCCUGGAGGUAAGAUACGUGUUUUGGCAUUAAUGCAGACUUGAACAUUUCAAAACCACAUGCAAACUAAAAAAAGUCACAAAAAGGUUACAUUUGCAUUUGAAUUUAGGCUUACUAUUAUAUCAGCUUAGCUAUUUGGGUCUAAGAUUUAUAAUUUUCUAUAAUUAUUACAGGACCACUAUAGUGCCAGGAAAACAUACUUGUUUUCCUGGCACUAUAGUCCCCUGAGGGUGCCCCCACCCUAAGGGUCCCACUCCCGCCGGGCUCUGGGGAGAGAAAAGGGGUAAAACUUACCUUUUUUCCAGCGCCGGGCAGGGAGCUCUCCUCCUCCGAUCCUCCUUCUUUCCUCCCAUUCGGUUGAAUGCGCACGCGCGGCAAGAGCUGCGCGCGCAUUCAGCCGGUCUCAUAGGAAAGCAUUCAUAAUGCUUUCCUAUGGACGCUUGCGUGUUCUCACCGUGAUUUUCACAGUGAGAAUCACGCAUGCGCCUCUAGCGGCUGUCAAUGAGACAGCCACUAGAGGAUUUGGAGGAUUGAUUAACCCAUUUAUAAACAUAGCAGUUUCUCUGAAACUGCUAUGUUUAUAAAAAAAAUGGGUUCAUUAAGCUGAAGUGGUCUGGGUGCCUAGAGUGGUCCUUUGAUUAAGUGAAUGAGCUCCAAAAUGGAACAGAGGUUUUGAUGAUUUUUUUUGUUUGUUUGUUUGUUUAAAAAGACACUAUCCGCUCCAAAACAACUUUACACAAAAAAUAAGUCCUGCGCUCAAACUUCCACUACUCCUGGGCGGCAGCAACGACCAUAGCACACAUCAGCCCCAAUACAUACAAAACAAGCAAAGAAAAAAAAAGUUACCUGCGCACUAGCCCAAAUUUCUAUGCAUAUUUAAAUAAAUAAAGGUUAUUUAUUAACUCCCUUGCCAUUAGAUGUAGACCCACCUGCCACCCUAAGGGUCCCACUCCCACCGGGCUCUGGGGAGAGAAAAGGGGUAAAACGUACCUUUUUUCCAGCGCCGGGCAGGGAGCUCUCCUCCUCCGAUCCUCCUCCUCUCCUCCCAUUUGGUUGAAUGCGCACGCGCGGCAAGAGCUGCGCGCACAUUCAGCCGGUCUCAUAGGAAAGCAUUUAUAAUGCUUUCCUUUGGACGCUUGCGUGUUCUCACUGUGAUUUUCACAGUGAGAAUCACGCAAGCGCCUCUAGCGGCUGUCAAUGAGACAGCCACUAGAGGAAUUGUAGGAAGGAUUAACCCAUUUGUAAACAUAUCAGUUUCUCUGAAACUGCGAUGUUUAUAAAAAAAAUGGGUUCAUUAAGCUGAAGUGGUCUGGGUGCCUAGAGUGGUCCUUUAAUUUAGUGAAUGAGCUCCAAAAUGGAACAGAGGUUUUGAUGAUUUUUUUUGUUUGUUUGUUUAAAAAGACACUAUCAGCUCCAAAACAACUUUACACAAAAAAUAAGUCCUGCGCUCAAACUUCCACUACUCCUGGGCGGCAGCAACAACCAUAGCACACAUCAGCCCCAAUACAUACAAAACAAGCAAAGAAAAAAAAAAGUUACCUGCGCACUAGCCCAAAUUUCUAUGCAUAUUUAAAUAAAUAAAGGUUAUUUAUUAACUCCCUUGCCAUUAGAUGUAGACCCACCUGCCACAUCAAGGCAGGUAACUAAUUUUUUUAUUUUUUUUUCCAAAACAACUUUACUUUGUGGAGUAUAGAUAAUGACUCUGCAUCCUCACUGUUCAAUUUUCUGCCAUUUAGCAUUUAAAUUAUUUUGUUUAUGCAUUAAGCUUGUUUUGAUGCUUGUAGUGUCCCUUUAAGUUAAUGUCACAAUCUAAAUAUGCCUGAUAUCAAUCUGUAUAGCAAUCAUGCAAUAUAUCUUUCAAUACCACAGCUCAGUAAUUAUGCAAUUAAGGAAACAUGUCCAUGCCGUAUAUUCUAAAUAUCUGUUAAACAUAUUGACUUGUCAACAUUUAGUCUUUCAUUCUACACUGAACACUGAACAAAAUUAUAAAUGCAACACUUUUGUUUUUGCCCCCAUUUUUCAUGAGCUGAGCUCAAAGAUCUAAGAGUGGCCUUUUAUUGUGGCCAGCCUAAGGCACACCUGUGAAAUAAUCAUGCUGUCUAAUCAGCAUCUUGAUAUGCCACACCUGUGAGGUGGAUGGAUUAUCUCGGCAAAGGAGAAGUGCUCACUAACACAGAUUUAGACAGAUUUGUGAACAAUAUUUGAGAGAAAUAGACCUUUUGUGUACAUAGAAAAAGUCUUAGAUCUUUGAGUUUGGCUAACUAAAAAUGGGGGCAAAAACAAAAGUGUUUUAUAAUUUUGUUAUUUGAAAUAGCUCUUUAUUUUGUUACAGAUGAAGAUGAUCGCUUAUUGUUGUACACAGUAGUUUAUUAGAACAAUUUGUUUUUGGUUUUAUUUUUGUAUUAUGAGUGCUAACUUGCAUAUAAAAGAAGUUUAGCUACAGUUUAGCUUAUUUUAUGAAGAAACAAUCUUUAUCUCAUAGCAGAGUUUUCAGUUAAAUAAUGGGAAUUGUUUAUCUUAAUUCACUGUAAAUAAGGCUUACAGAAUAAUAAUCAAAUACCAGAUUCCAGCCGUUGACUAAUUUCAACUCACAUGAACUGUUCCCAACCAAAACAAUCAAGACAUCUUAUAAAAGGUUUAUGGGAACUGUAACAGUAGAGAAUGUUCUGUAUCUUCUACCCAGUCUGACAGGAAGUGAUCACUGAGUGCAAAGAAUAGCUUCCUGUCAAACCGGGUAGAGGAUACAGAACAUCCUUACUGUCUGUGGUCUGCUCAACCACUUUACAAUAUAGAAGUAAGCAGCAGCGAAGGGGAAAAAUACCACAAAGGGGAGUGUGGUGGAACAGACAACAAAGUGGGAGUGGAAGAGACCACGAAGGGAGGGGGUUUAAUAGACACACAAAAGGGUCUGGAGGGAAACAAGAUACACAGAGGGGCUGGUGGGGAUAAUACAACACACAAAGGGCAUAUGGGAGAAAGAAAGACACACAGAAGAGCUGGGGGAGAAAGACAUACAGAGAUAAUGGGGGAGAAGAAAGACAUACAGAGGUACUGGGUGGAAAAAAAAACACAGAAGAAAGGGGGAGAAUGAGACACACAGAGAAUAGGGGGAGAAUGAGAUAUACAGAGGGGAUGGAGAGAAAGACACACAGAGGGGAUGGAGAGAAAUACACACAUAGGGGCUAGGGAAGGGGAGACAGAGACACACAAAGUGGCUGGGGGGAGAAAGAGACACAUGGAGUGGUUUGGGGGAGAAAGAGACACACAUAUGGGCUUGGGGAGAAACAAGAUACUCACAGGCUGGAGAAAAGGGGAGAAAGAGACACACAGAGGGGGUGGGGAGAGAGACACACAAAGGGGCUUGGGAGAGAAAGAAACACACACAGGAAGGCUGGGUGAGGCAGAGACAACUUGCUGGUGGGAAGAGACACAGAGAGGACAGAGGGGACAGGGAGAAAGACAUAAAAAGGGGCUUGGGUGAAGAGACACACAAAAAGGCUUGGGCCGAGAGACACAUAAAAGGGGCUGGGAGGAAAUACGAGAGACACAAGGGGGCUGCAGAACACACAAAGGAGAAACCCCUCUCAGAUUUCAAACAAGUUAUGGCUCAAAAGUGUCAUUAAAGAGACACUCUAGAUCUGUCACAUGUCAGAUCGAUGCCUUUCACUAGGGCAGAUCAGAUCAAAAUGUCAGCAGUUUCUAUUACAUUGUGUAAUAGUAUACAGAGCUGUCCAGCAAAUUAAAAUCUAUUAAUAUCAUCACAUCAUAUAGUGUUAGGAGUACAAACAUGUAUUCCUUAUGAUAUAGUUUUAAUACCCACUUAGGUGUCCAUCCACGUCAGUGAGAGUUUAAAAGUUGCGCUUUACUUACCUUUUAGCCCUCCACAUAUUGGUCUUCGUCUUGGUGCUCUGCCUUCAUUGCUAAGAUCACCAAUAUUGAUUAUCUCAGCCAAUCCAAUGUUUCUCCAUAGGCAAACAUUGGGACUAGGGCACAUGCAUGGCAAAAUACAGCUUUGUGUCAUUUAAAUGUUUCUCACUGAGCAGUAUUAGAUUGCGUUUGACUCAGUUCUCAAUGCAGAAGCGCCUCUAGUGGCUGUCUUCAAGUUAGUAGCAGCAAACAUCGGCUUGACUCCUGAUGUGGCAGCAUGUCAAGUUGCUAAAGGGAUUCUACUCCAAACAAAAUCAACAUUAAUGGCAACAACUUCAAAUUCUAGGGAUUUAUUUAAAGAAAUUAUAGAAUUCUAUGAAUUCUAUCAUGUUUGGAUCCAUAAUCUGCCCAUUAUACGGAACAUAAUAUAGAAAACACAGAACAUCUGUUAAAUUGCCCACUUGUCUCUGCAUUAUAUAAAGCAGACUCUUUUUUUUCAUAAUUUUAAGUGGGAACAAUGACCAAAAGUAUGUUAAUGUUUCUUGAGGUACAUAAAUAUGUCAAAUAUGUUUUCAGUUCUGCAGGACCAACAAUAGACAAAAGCUCAGUAUUGCGAUGGUAAGCGUAUCAUACUUACUUCACAGAUGUGGCAAACAAUGAUUGCCAGGGGUUUCUGUAUUGCUAGUACCUUUCUGGCCUUUUGGUACUGGACUGCGUCUGUGAAUAGGACCAGUUUAUUAUGCUCUGUAAUGGCACAAGUGAGUUUAUUUAGGUAUAUAUGACUCGUAGUGCAAGCUAUUACUUUAACGUUACAUUUUGCUGUUUGGCUCUCAUACUCCUCUUUUGAAAACUAAUAGGAGGAAUCCUCUACAUUAAUGAACUCUUGCAUAGCAUAUAUAUUUUGUAAUAAUUAUUGGAAAAGAUCCAGAAUUUUUUUUUUCACUUUCUGCUAAUGGACAUACACACUCAGCCUGCUGUCCUCUUUCACGGUAUAUGGAAAGUCAAAAUCAACAGCAUAAAAGGAUGUGUCUAAAGGUUGAACUUGGUGGUCUUUUUAAAUCCUAGAUUACUAUGUAUCUCUGUGGUUUAAUAUCAAUGUAUGUUUGCAGGAAGUUAUGUGAAUGCUGCCGUUGUCCUCGUGAGGAGCAUGCUCUAUUGACUGAUCUAGAGGAAGACUACCAGAUUGGGCAACUGCUCACAGACUCUCGAUACUCAGGGCUGACAGCGCGUGUGAAAGGCAGCGAUGGUGCACGGGUGUACAAGAGGAACCGCAUGAUUAUCACCAACCCAAUCACUUCCCGCAAAGACCCCACCUUCCUAACUGUUACAUAUGAGUGGGCACCCCCUGGACUCAACCAAAAACUGGUACAUACAAUGUUUAACACUGUUAAGAAUUAUAUACACCUCAUGGUACAUAUAAUAUAUAUGCAUAGGGUAAGAAUAUGUAUUAUCAUGUUGUUGUAUCCUACAUUAUUUUUAAGGACUGUGAUGAAAUGCGUGCCCUAUACCUAUGUGCAUGCUCAUAUUUUUCUAAAUAAUUUGAUAUUGGAGUCUCCUGAUGCAGUUGUCUGUUUUUUUUUUGUUUUUUUGCUUUUUUUGCUGGUCUGUCUAUCUUUACUAAUUAAAGCAAUUAUGACACAAACUAUAUUUUAUAAUGAUACAUUACAAUGUACAGAAAACUAUAUUUAGUGCUGACUAUGUUUUAUUUUAGUUUUUGAGUCCUUUAAACUUUGUAAUAUAUCAGAAAUGUUCAUCUCUAAACUUUGUGUUUAUCCUUUGAGCUUUUUCAAAUACGUGAAAUUUAGAAAAAGAAAUAUGGGUAUAGAAAAUAUUUUGAUCCUCUCAUAAUUCAUUAUCACACAUGACCUAUUUGAUCAUUCCAUCUGCUAAACAAUGUAUUCUCUCUCAGGCCAUGCAUUACAUGGAACUGAUACCCAAGAAAAUGCAGCCUGUGGCUGGUACAGAAGGGGCACAUUAUCGGCGUGUUCAGCUGAUGAGGCAGCUUCCUUCCCAUGACCUGGAUCCAGAACAAUGCCAUGGACUCUCACAGCAGGAGCGACCAGCCAUGGAGAAGUUUGUGAAGCAGUACAAAAAGAACGCAUUGGGCGUUGCUGAAGUGACUUUGCCUUGUAGUGCCAAGCAACAAGAAGAUGAAAAAGAUGGUGGAAAAACAAAAGCGACAAAUGGCACAGAGGAGGAAGCUGCGGGAAAAUUAACUUAUGUAAGUUUCAUGAUGUCUGAACAAUUAAACAAUUACUGUCAAUGUAUGUGUAUGGUACUUCAGGGAUCCUGGUAGAAGUCCCUUGUAAGAGCAUCAAAGGAGAUGUAGUCCACAACAUCUGGAGUGCAUAACGCUGCCUACCCCUGCUCUAAGGUCAUGUGAACUGCAAAAUGUCUGAUUUCUUACUGGUUCCAUUUAUGAAACAGGAUGGCUAUGAGAAAUGCAUGGGUACAACAAAUUUCACAAGGCUGCAUGUAAACUAUUCAGUCUAAAAUAACUUUACAUUAUAUCAAGCAUCUUAAACUCAUGCAAUGCACAUGAUGUGUUAAUACAGUUAAACAACAGACUUUUGUAGUUAAAUAUAUAAAUGUACAAAUACAGGUUCAAGUCACAUGGCUCCUACAUAUCCAAUGCAUAAAACAAAUGUAUUGAAAAAAAUCAAGUCUUCUCUACUGACAUUUUGUAACCAAGGAUGCAAUUUGGGCUACUGAUCUGUAAUGUCCAAUUUAAUAGCCUUUCCUGAAAACUUCUAUAAACAUAUAUGAGCAACGAAAGAAGUAAUUAGUAGAAUAUUUUAAUAUAUAUAUUUUAUUCUACUAUUUUGACAAAAUGAAAAUAAAUAUAUUUAUUUUUAUUCUGUCAAAUUAGUAGAAUAUAUCAAAAAAAUGAUCUAUUCUACUAUUUUGACAAAAUAAAAAUGAAUACAAUAAUUUUGUCAAAUUAGUAGAAUAAAAUAUUUUUUUUCCACGGUACCCAGUGUUCCAGUUUUGAUACUGCAGAAUCUUUGCUCUUCGUUUACCAUAAGUUGUUCGCUGCGGUGGAGCAUUUUCUAAUACUUACAUGCUGUUUCAUGUCCUGGAAGCUACAACUUGAGCACAGUUAGGGCUCUUUAUCCAGUAAGUGGUCUGUAUCACAGGAGUUAGGGAGAGACCAAUUUCAUUGAAAAGAUUCGUUAUACAUACUUUUCACAUACAUUGAUUACUUUAUUUGUUACACAUCUCUGUUCACAUCCUUAAUGUAUCUGAUAUAAGCGUAUGUGCAUGUAGAAUAUAUAUAUAUAUAUAUAUAUAUAUAUAUAUAAAAAUAAUAAUAAUCUAUUCUACUAUUUUGACAAAAUAAAAAUGAACACAUUAAUUUUGUAAUAUAGGAAUCAAGCACAUUCUGCUUGAUUCCUAUAUUAUUUGCUUACACUAUAAUUUCACUAGUGUGAUGAAAGCUACUUUUUAUAGACAUUUUGUAGAAGUGCAGUAUACAUUUUAUUUAUUCCUUUGGUAUUUUUUAAACAAAUUGCACUAUUAUUUUUUUAUUUUAUUUUUUUAUAUGUGUGUUAUUACAUCUUUAAGAUAUAGAUACAGAUUUUGAUAAGUAUUAUUCACAAGUGAUGUGGUUUUAUAUAUUUUUGAAGAUGGGAAGGAGAACAGUCAGUUUUGGAGUGCUCUGCUGCUCACAGUGCUGUCCACAUAUCCCUUAUCAGAUCACCUUUUUAUCCAUCACCUUUUGUGUUGUUGUAAAAGUUCUGUUUCAGUUGUUAAUUAAUUUUACCCACUAUCCAUCAGUGGAGAAGAGGGGAACAAGAUGGCUGUGCUGUGGUAUUGAGAUCUGGCACAAGGAAGAAAAGAUAAUAAAUAUAAAUAAAUGUCAGUGGCAAGAGAACUCUUCUUAUAAAGAUGCAGGGGGUAUUACGAAAUGAAAAUGAAGAGAAAAUAAAACAUGUUAGGGCCUCUGUAAAUACCAUCUGUGAUUUUGUUUUGUUUUAAUAAGAAAAAUCAAACUGGGGGCUGGGUUCAUAUUAUAGUACUGUUUAUUGAAUAGCAGUUUUCCCUUUAAAGGACCACUAUAGGCACCCAGACCACUUCAGCUUAAUGAAGUGGUCUGGGUGCCAGGUCCAGCUAGGAUUAACCCUUUUUUCUAUAAACAUAGCAGUUUCAGAGAAACUGCUAUGUUUAUAAUAGGGUUAAUCCAGCCUCUAGUGGCUGACUCAUUGAAGACGCCAGCGUCCGUAGGAAAGCAUUGAGAAUGCUUUCCUAUGGACUGGCUGAAUGCGCACGCGGCUCCUGCCGCGCAUGCGCAUUCAGCCGAAGAGGAGGAGAAGAGGCAGGAGAGGAGAAGGAGAGCUCCCCGCCCGGCGCUGGAGAAAGAGGUAAGUUUAACCCCUUUCUCCCCCUAGAGCCCAGCGGGAGGGGGACCCUGAGGGUGGGGGCACCCUCAGGGCACUAGAGUGCCAGGAAAACGAGUAUGUUUUCCUGGCACUAUAGUGGUCCUUUAACAUCUAUUGGAAUAUUUAUAUUCAAUUGCACUUAUAUGUGCAUUUCUAAUUAUAGUAUCUAGCCUCUAUUAAGGUCAAAUAUAUCAUAAAACUAUCUGUUUGAGAGUAGGUAAUAUGAAUGCUUUUAAGUUGAAUUAAAUAUCAUGAAUGAAAUGGUUCCUGAAACAGACUGUUUUAAUAGAAUGUGUUGCCAUAUCUUUCCUUUUAGUUGUGUGAGCUGUGCCAGCAGCUAAUGACCAAUGAUGCCCCUGCUGUGUAUGCAGAGCGGGCUGGCUAUAACAGACAGUGGCAUCCAUCCUGCUUCAUAUGCUGCCAGUGCAGACAGCCCCUUGUGAACCUGAUAUACUUCUGGAAAAACAACCACUUGUGGUGCGGCAGGCAUUACUGUGAGAGCGAGAGACCACGAUGCACAGGUUGUGAUGAGGUGAGUGUCCAUUCAGGUGAGAGACUCCUAGUUCUUCUACAGAAACAUCUUCUACAGAAACAUGCCCAAUCCAUAACCUCAUCUUUUAUACACCGGUUUUUAAAAUUAUAAUAUAUGAGUAUUCAAAAAUAGAUUUGUUUUCAAGAUAUGCAGCUUAAUAAUAUUGCAGCAGAGUGAUUUAUAUAUACGGGCCUUGAUAUUACUCUGUCUCUGAAGCUCCUUUUAUAACAUAAUGCUGGACUCCACAAGGACUGGAAGAUGCCCAAUCUCUUGCGUCCUACAGAGGUUGAUUCUGUAAGGUAUUAUCUAAAAUGAAUAAGUGGCCUCAAAAGGGUCUGGGAGAUGAUCAGUCUUCUGGACCCCAAUCUUGUUAGAAAUGUAUUCGUAAUGUAUAGCCUAAUAACGGCCCAGGGAAGUUUCCCCGUAUGCAGUGGUUAGUACCUACCAACCAUAAUGCAAGUAAGAACAACCAGUGAACCGGUUACUAGUUUCCAAGCAUAAUUUAAUGUUUUACACUGCUCACUGACACAGUGUUAGUGUCUGCCUAUAUGGUUCAAAUUCCAAAAUUUGCCUACCAACACGGCUACAUACACUGAUCAGCCACAAAAUUAAAACCAUCUGCCUAAUAUUGUGUAGGUCCCCCUGUUGCUGCCAAAAUAUAUCUGAUGUGUCAAGGGAUAGACUCUACAAAACCUCUGAAAAUGUUUUGUGGUAUCUGUCACGGAGACGUUAGCAGCAGAUCCUUUAAAUCCUGCAAGUUGCAGGGUGGGGCCUCCACUGUUCUAGCACAUACCACAGAUGCUCAAUCGGUUUGAGAUCUGGAGAUAUUGGAGGCCAAGAGAACACCUUGAAUUCUUUGUCAUGUUCCUCAAACCUUUCUUGGACAAUUUUUGCAGUGGCAGGGUGCAUUAUCCUACUGAAAAAGGCUACUGCCAUCAGUAUCACAAUCUCUAGGUAGGUGGUACAUAUCAAAGUAGUAUACAUAUAAAUGCCAGGACCCAAGGUUUCUGAAGCAGAGCAUUGCCCUGCCUCCACCACUGACUCCGCCAGUCUGCCUUAGUGCAUAGUGCAUCCUUGUGCCAUUUCUUCACCAGGUAAGCAAUGCACACACACUCGGCCAUCCACUUGAUCUAAAAGCUUUAUCACACCAGGCAAUUCCAUAGUGCAGUUCUAUUGCCUACGUCUCCACUGAAGACAGUUUUGGCGAUGGUCAGUGAACAUCAAGGGUAGUUUGACCAAUUUGUGGCUAUGGAAACCCCAAACUGUGAUGCACUGUGUGUUCAGAAACUUUUUGAAAAAAAUCAAGUCUUCUCUACUGACAUUUUGUAACCAAGGAUGCAAUUUGGGCUACUGAUCUGUAAUGUCCAAUUUAAUAGCCUUUCCUGAAAACUUCUAUAAACAUAUAUGAGCAACGAAAGAAGUAAUUAGUAGAAUAUUUUAAUAUAUAUAUUUUAUUCUACUAUUUUGACAAAAUGAAAAUAAAUAUAUUUAUUUUUAUUCUGUCAAAUUAGUAGAAUAUAUCAAAAAAAUGAUCUAUUCUACUAUUUUGACAAAAUAAAAAUGAAUACAAUAAUUUUGUCAAAUUAGUAGAAUAAAAUAUUUUUUUUCCACGGUACCCAGUGUUCCAGUUUUGAUACUGCAGAAUCUUUGCUCUUCGUUUACCAUAAGUUGUUCGCUGCGGUGGAGCAUUUUCUAAUACUUACAUGCUGUUUCAUGUCCUGGAAGCUACAACUUGAGCACAGUUAGGGCUCUUUAUCCAGUAAGUGGUCUGUAUCACAGGAGUUAGGGAGAGACCAAUUUCAUUGAAAAGAUUCGUUAUACAUACUUUUCACAUACAUUGAUUACUUUAUUUGUUACACAUCUCUGUUCACAUCCUUAAUGUAUCUGAUAUAAGCGUAUGUGCAUGUAGAAUAUAUAUAUAUAUAUAUAUAUAUAUAUAUAUAAAAAUAAUAAUAAUCUAUUCUACUAUUUUGACAAAAUAAAAAUGAACACAUUAAUUUUGUAAUAUAGGAAUCAAGCACAUUCUGCUUGAUUCCUAUAUUAUUUGCUUACACUAUAAUUUCACUAGUGUGAUGAAAGCUACUUUUUAUAGACAUUUUGUAGAAGUGCAGUAUACAUUUUAUUUAUUCCUUUGGUAUUUUUUAAACAAAUUGCACUAUUAUUUUUUUAUUUUAUUUUUUUAUAUGUGUGUUAUUACAUCUUUAAGAUAUAGAUACAGAUUUUGAUAAGUAUUAUUCACAAGUGAUGUGGUUUUAUAUAUUUUUGAAGAUGGGAAGGAGAACAGUCAGUUUUGGAGUGCUCUGCUGCUCACAGUGCUGUCCACAUAUCCUCAGCUCAAUCUUCACAAAUCUCUGCAGUUUAAAGAAACUGUGUGCAGGAAUACAAUGAUGCAAGACAUCUUGAUAGGUGCCCGUAGUGUUUUUUUAGGACACCUAUCUAGUACAUAUGGUCAAUAAAGAUGGACCUUGUGUUACUGAAGGAGCCAUCCAGACAAAACAAACAUGUUAAGCUAUACAUUAUAAGCUGUUUUGAGCAAUCUGGCAUUCGUGUUAAACUUUUUAAUAGUUUUUCUCAUUUGUUGUGUAAUCCCCCCUUUAUAACACUGUAAAGAGGUGCUAUACAAAUGCCAAUAACAAUAAUAAAAAGAAAAGGCUCUUUAAAUGGCUGUUCUUGCUAACACAAAGAAUGUUCUUUCUAGUCUAAUCAUUUUUCCAACAAAAUAAUAAAUAUAUAAAAGAUUAUUAGAUUUUCAGAUCAACGUCUGCUGUCCUGUGCCAUUGACCCCACUUAUCGAUGCCAUCUUCUACAUUAACACAUUCUCCUGAAAAACAUGGACCUGUGACCCCAAUUCUCUGUGUAUAAAAGGGAGGAUGGUGCCUAUUAAAAACAAAUGGUUUAAUAUUUUUGCACUGCUCACUGAAAAAAUACAGUGUUAUACUCAUUGAAUCGUUGCACAACAAAAAAGGAUGCUGCCUCAUUUGGAGAAACACAAAACAUAUUAAUUUUAAUAAAUUGUGUCUAUUUAAUUUGAAAGCAUCUGCUAUAUAUUGAAUGCUGAAAACUCUGCAUUUUGUUUGACUUAACCUUCUGCUGAAUAAUAACAGCUGCAGUUAUUCUAAUGCCUAGCACCUUCCUACGUGUAUGGUGGAUGCAAAGAUAAUGCAUUUCAUUGUGUAAUCCUCUUAAUGACAGAGAGGCUAAGCCAUGCACCCACGGUCCCUCAGCCUCUCGUGGUCCUGGUGUGAUUAAAUCAGUAUUGCAAUUUAUUGUUGUACAUGGUCCUGCUUAACCCUUUAGAAGAAACAGGUUAUUCCAUCUCUUAAAAUAGUAUCAGCAAUAUCAUUAAUAUAGUGGUCUGACCUUGGUAAAUGUAGAGGAUGAAGGUACAGCUAGAACCAAAGUUUGCAAAAACCCUAAGUCAUGGUGGAAAGGAAGAUCCACCAGUAUUUGAUUUAAUUCCCCAUUCUUCUCAGUAUCUAGAAUAGAGCCAAGAGAUAUCUAGCAGUUAGAGCAGGUAUCGCAAACUCAGAUUCCCCCAGAUUUUAUUGGCCUACGAUUCGGAGAAUUCUUUGACUAUAAAAGAUGACAAGAGAAUCAUGGGAAUAGUUAAGCAACAUGUAGGAGGCCAGAGUUUGAGAUGCCUCAGUUAGACCACUAUUUUGGAGAAUGACAAAAAAAAUGCACAUGAAAUAAAGAGGAAAAUAGUAUGGCUUUAUGGAUAACCCAGUAUAUGCAUAUACAGCCUUGCCAUUACUUAAUUCCACUUCUGAUUUUUACAAACAAACAAAAAGUAUCACGUACAUAGCCAAGAAAUAACAUCUGUAAAGGACACAUUGUAAAGUUAGCUAAUCCCCAAUAUGGCUAUUUCAGAAGGUCAACAAUGGUUGGAUGAGGCAUAUCAUACUGAUCAAGCACUAUAUAACUAUCAUCAAUAAAUGAUUCCAUGUAAUAGCAUUGCCAAGCCCAAUACAGUUGAUACAGCCCUUUCUAAUAAUUGAAAGAGUUUAAUAAAAAUAUGUUGCAUUCAUUUUAUUUUUUGCUUGCUCUGGCUUCACAGAUAAUAUUCUCUGAAGACUACAAAAAACUAGAGGGACACUUUUGGCACAAAGACCAUUUCUCUUGUAUGGUCUGCAAGGAAACAUUCGAUGGAAGGUCUUAUGUUCUGGACAAUGCUCAGCUGCUUUGUGACCGUUGCAGCAAGGCCAAAAACAACUGCCGCUAGAGCAAAACACUCUCAGUUCUCUGGGUACUGGACUGUUAAAUGCUGGUGUAGACAGGAUCUAGAUGCUAGCUUUCUCCCAAAUUACUAUAACCUAUAUAUUACAAAUCUUACUAGUUGAGUGCAGAAUAGAUCAUGCUGACUUAGUCAUCUCAAGUGCUACAUUAGAUAUCUAAUAACUCUCCAGUAGAGACUUAGAAAGAAGGCAUGUUGGCAACCAUUACUUUCAAGGCUGCAAAAAACAGUUGGCAAAAGAAAGAAAUAAGUUUGUAACAUAAUUAAUAAACAGUCUUGCAUAAACAAAUCCCGCUAAAAGAGAUUACAAUAGAUCCAAGCCACAGUAUAAAAAUGCUCAAUAAAAGCAUGUUUGUAUGCAUCCAGAUGUCUCUUCUGCUCACAGAUAGCCUUCAGAAGUAAAAUCUACAUUGGGUGGCCCUGGUUCUUUAAACCAGUUGUGAGCCAAGUGGCUCCAUGUCUGCUUUGCAAGUCUGCCCUAUUAAAUGCCACCUUACCUUUCCCCUUAGGGUUCUGUACGGCUUCCUUAUAUGUUGAGAUGGCUACAUUAAAAUAUAUAUGCCUUAAUUUAGACAAGUGUUACAGCCAGGUAAUAACCCAGAAGAGUGGAUUAUAAAAGUACUGGAAUACUAACUAAAUUUCUAUAUAUUAUUUAUUUUUGUAUGUUGUCAUGGAGUAAAAAAUGCAUUAACAAGCAUGUGCAAUGGACAUUAUAAAAUGCUGUCAUGGGAUGUAUAUAUAUAUGACUACUUUCACUGUCUAUUUUAUGUUCUCAUUCAUCCAUAAGUAUCCAUACAUGGAAUCUUUUGACUCUGAUAUUGUCAUAAGACCCCCAACUCAUUACAUAAUAGGCUUUGUCUGUGGCCCUAUCUUCUGAUACAAUUUUAAGAGAGCGGGGGAUCUGUGAAUUCAGAUUUCUAUUUUUGGUUCACUCUCAGUCACAAGAAGGUUCCAAGGUCAACAUGAUAUGAAUGCAACAUAAAUGUAUUCAACAAAGAACCAUCAUCGGAUCUCACAACAAAAAUACUGACUCAUCCAUCACUGAAAAAAAGUUGCAAUUUAAAAAUGUUUUUUUAAAAAAAGGUAAACUAAACAAUAAAUGUAUUCCUUUAUACAGUACAUUUCCAAAAUAAGAAAAAAUGGCCAUAUAUAUAUUUUUUAUAUAUCAGUUUACUAUUUUCUACAGGCAAAGAGAAGUCCUUUUAUUUAAUUAUUUUGAAUAAUGUCAAUGCAUUUUUAAAUAACAGUCCUGAUUUUUAUUUCAAUGUCCAUAUCUCUCAAUUAUCAAAUAUUAAUAGCGUUGGCUGCCCCUUUAAUAAAGGAAUUGAUCAACCAACAUUUUUCAGUGUAUAAUGCACCUUAGCAAAGAUAACCUUUGCACAAACAUUAUUGUAAGAUAUAUACAUGUUAAAGGACCACUAUAGGCACCCAGACCACUUCAGCUCUGGGUGCCAGGUCCCCCUAGUUUUAACCCUGCAGCUGUAAACAUAGCAGUUUCAGAGAAAGGUUAAUAAAGCCUCUAGUGGCUGUCUUCCUGACAGCCACUAGUGGCCGCUUCCGCAAGCCUUAAUGCGAAAAUCGAGGACACACUGGAUGUCCAUAGGAAAGUAUUGAGUAAUGCUUUAAUAUGGGCGGUUCGGAGCUGACGUCAGCAGGGGGAGAAGAGGUCAGUGUGGCUGAAGGGCGAUGAGGAGGACCUAAUACAUUCUAUAAAAAGCCAGAAGAUCCUAAGUAGGAUACAGGAGGGAAUAACCCUAUAAGUUUAUUUUCCUGGCACUAUAGUGCUCCUUUAAUCAUUUUUAAGUUUUCAUAUGUUCAAUAAAUCUACUAAAGACUCCGUUAUUCAUUGCAGUUUGAAUUUUCAAAAAUUCAAAGUAAAUUUUGAAGUGUAUCCCAGACUUUCAAAACUGCACAUAUCAUUGCCAUGGAGAAUUCUUACAAACUGGCUAUUUUGGGCUUACAUUUGAUUUUCAGUUUGAAUAACUCUGCUAGUCUUGUUCAGUAACUCAAUGGCACACACAUACACACAAAUUACAAAUGUUAGGAAAAAGUGACAAUUUGGAAAAAUCAUCCAGUUUUAUAGCUUGGCUAUAAAUUCUCCUUAAUUCUCAAUUUAGUGAAUACGCCUGGCCUUUCUUUUUCUGUCUUUAGUUUUCUUUCAGUUUUUUUUUCUUUCUUGUUUCAAAUUAUGUAUUUAUGAGAUGCAAUUUAUUGACAAGGCAUUUGCUGAAAUGAUGCAUAAAUACUAAUAAAAUCAUGAAACCUGGUG